Echinostoma caproni is the source of this 498-nucleotide messenger RNA. The record is from the annotation of a GenBank genome assembly. Lineage: Eukaryota; Metazoa; Platyhelminthes; Trematoda; Plagiorchiida; Echinostomatidae.
AUGCCGAUCAAAUUGAACUUCAAGAGAACUCACCGGUACAAUGUUUCGGCCAAAGAUCUCUAUGUCAUACGAAUUUUCACAUUGGAUGGAACCUGUGUCGAGUAUACGGUCUCGACCACAACCACCGGUCGUGAUGCUCUGGACUACGUGGCCCAAAGACUCGACAUUGAGGAUACAUGUUUUUUCGGAUUCAAAUAUGAAGAUUGGUCUGGUGAAUCACGCUGGCUGUUCUUGAACAAAUCGGUCAAGAAGCAACUGGACAAACAUGCCCGCCAACAUGCGCUCACCUUGACUGUGAUGCUGUUCAUUGACAAUCCACAAUUCAUAUCUGAUUCACAACUGAGGCGUUUCUUCUAUCUUCAAUUGCGACAGGAUGUCGCAACUGGAUUGUUACCGGUGACUCUGAAGUUGGGUAUCAAGUUAAGUGCCUAUAGCCUUCAAGGUAAGUCGAUCUGGUCCGGAUACUCAUUUAUGAGAUUAAAUGCUCCUCAUCCUUAA